Messenger RNA from Lytechinus variegatus (green sea urchin), 1865 nucleotides. Its product is annotated as single insulin-like growth factor-binding domain protein-2. Lineage: Eukaryota; Metazoa; Echinodermata; Echinoidea; Temnopleuroida; Toxopneustidae. The transcript has 5 exons. The coding region runs from base 120 to 614 and encodes 164 amino acids. The record is from RefSeq and is a predicted model, not a curated record. Gene Ontology annotation, cellular component: extracellular region. Gene Ontology annotation, molecular function: insulin-like growth factor binding. Gene Ontology annotation, biological process: regulation of signal transduction; regulation of cell growth.
GCGAGUGGGAUCGGACGAGUAUCUGCACUGAGUUCGUCGAAUGCAGCUGAAAGAUUGGGAUACCUCUCGCAAUUUAUAUUGUAUUGUCUGUAGACUAUCGGAAUAAGAAGAGUUCAAAGAUGGCUGCAAAACUAACACUACUAGCCCUGACGGUUGUAAUAGCGGUCAUUGAGAACUGCCAGGGACUGAGCUGUCCGUGUUGGAGUAAACCCGCAGGUGACCCGGCCAGAUGCCCGGGGAAGCCCCAACCCCCAUCAUGUCCACCGGGUAAACAACCUGUCCAAGAUGCAUGCGGUUGCUGUCAAGUAUGUUCUCAGGGAAUAGAUGAAAGAUGCGGCGGACCAUGGAAGACAGCGGGGACGUGCUCCGAGGGACUCGAAUGCCAGGACAAACAGACCGGAACAGUGCUCUCGACGAACAGCAUGAACCCGUUCGGAAUGAAAAUCGGGGCUUGUAAAAGUCCGAAGAGGACCGUCGAGACUCCGAACUAUCCACACAGACCAACGUAUCCCGAACAACCAACCUACCCUGAUACACCGACCUAUCCUGAGACCCCAAACUAUCAUCCGAAUCCUUACUACCCACCCUGGGCCUAUUACUGGAACUGGUGGUAAACUUGCAUGGACGGACUUUAGAUACAAUGACUCUACAUCCUGUUCUAUGAUGGUUCAGAUUGCAUUACGACUUACUUGCGGACUCCUGCAAACGAAUGCGACUACGUAUACCGACCUUCUAUUGACUUGGUUAAACAUCCCAGCUGUAUGGCUUCCACGAACCUGACCAGUGACCAGAUGGUUCUUUCAAAUUUUAACUCGGGACCCCUAAGCUACAUACAUACACUUUGAGAAUGUUCCAUUGGACGUUGACAAUCGCGACAAAACUUACUGACUAAACUGCCACAUGACUCAACGGGGUCUCUGCUGCUUACAAAUAUUUUACACACAAUUUAGUAUAUACUCAGACUUUCUUGCCAACAUUAUGCUCCAAGAAGGCUGUCUGCAGUGGCUUUGCUCUUUUCAGCGUUUUGAAGAUGGGAUUUUAUCCGUUCCACAUCGACCUUUUUGGUAGAUUCCGUUGAAAGUCUAUCCAUCAAGCACGAAGACACCGCGGACAAGUAAAAUAAUGAACUGUUCAUUUUCCUCCUUUUUGCAUUUAUCAUCCGGAGUCAUUGAACAUCACCAUGGUUUUAAAAUUGAAAUGGUAAGGAACUCAUAGGCCUAGCCUAAACCAGAUCAGCGACCUUGACCUUUGCAACAGCAUGGCUUGUAUGGUUGUGGAUCCCAGAUACUGUCCUCUGGGACUCUCCAAUUGCAUGCAGAUAGACCAACUACGUAUCAUCUGAACAUUCUAAAGCAACAGACUGGCCGGUUGUUGAUCCCAGAUACUGUCCUUUGAGACUCUUCAUUUGCAUAAGAUAAGACAACAAUUCAUCUUCUGAAGCAACAGGCUCACUGGUCAUUGAUCCCAGAUACUGUUCUUUGAGACUGAAUUGCUUCCAUAUUUGGAAUUGACGUACUGUCUUUUCCCUGUUCUUUUGAUCUACAGGGGAAAGGAGAGGAGUGCGGAGGACCAUGGAAGGUCUUCGGAGUAUGUUCAAAGGGUCUAGCUUGCGUGGACGAGACGGGUAAGGUCAUCGAGAGUCCUUUCUCAAAGGGAUACUGCACUCCGAAGGGCGCCCCCUCAACGGGUCAUGUGUAACUCACCAAUGCUGCUUGAAUGCUUUUCGUUGUCAACAUGGUCAAUUGAUACACGCCUCGUCAAUAGGACGUCUUUUGUAUGUGGCGCUUGGAGAACGCAUCGAUGCUGUUUAAGAGCUUCCUUUUGAAGUUAAAGGAAAACAUGUGAAUUAACAACACGUUAAAGCA